Podarcis muralis (Common wall lizard) is the source of this 698-nucleotide messenger RNA. Lineage: Eukaryota; Metazoa; Chordata; Lepidosauria; Squamata; Lacertidae. The record is from RefSeq and is a predicted model, not a curated record.
GCAGGGCUGGCACUCGGCUCCCUCGCCGCCUCUCCAAAGGAAAACCGACGGCGCGCCCUCCGCGAAGCUCUCGGGCCAUGGCGACGGUGGCUCUCUUGGCGUGGCUGGGGCUGUGGCUGGGGCGCGCCACGUCGGGGCUGCCCGGCUCUCCCUGCGAGCCGGUGCGCAUCCCCAUGUGCCGCCACAUGCCCUGGAACAUGACCCGCAUGCCCAACCACCUGCACCACAGCACCCAGGAGAACGCCGUGCUGGCCAUCGAGCAGUACCACGAGCUGGUGGCCGCCGGCUGCAGCCCGGUGCUCAGCUUCUUCCUGUGCGCCAUGUACGCGCCCAUCUGCGCCGUCGAGUUCCUGCACGACCCCAUCAAGCCCUGCAAGGCGCUGUGCCAGCGCGCCCGAGACGGCUGCGAGCCCCUCAUGAAGAGGUACAACCACAGCUGGCCCGAAGCCCUGGCCUGCCAAGACCUGCCCGUCUACGACCGAGGGGUCUGCAUCGCCCCCGAGGCCAUCGUCACGGAUCUGCCGGAAGGUGAGGUUGGAGAGGAGAGCUCCACGGGACGGGGCGGGCAGGAGGGCACGGACUUGUCUGCGCCCCGGACAAGGACGAGUCCAUGGGAGGUUUGGAGGCAGAGGCUGGACGACCACCUGUCAGGGAUGCUUCAGUCGAGAUUUCUGCAGGGCGAGAGGUGGACUAGAUGA